This is a messenger RNA of Quercus lobata, 3490 nucleotides long. RefSeq names its product putative disease resistance protein At1g63350. The record is from RefSeq and is a predicted model, not a curated record. The transcript is spliced from 4 exons. Bases 333 to 3200 code for a protein of 955 amino acids. Lineage: Eukaryota; Viridiplantae; Streptophyta; Magnoliopsida; Fagales; Fagaceae. Gene Ontology annotation, molecular function: ADP binding; ATP hydrolysis activity.
AGUUGAAAGUUAGCUAGUGUUUUCUUAGCAUGUUCUACGAAGUUUCUCUUGACUUACUUGCCAAUUUCCCAUUUGCUUCAGUCAUCAGGAAAACAAGUUUCCCAUUGAAUACCUUUAGCUUCAUUUGUUGAGUCUUCAACUCUGAAUCUAACUUCUCUCUUUACAAAACAAAAAGGGAAAAAAAAGAUUGCAUUUAGAUAGGAAAUUUGCUGAUCUUGGUUAUCUUCUUGAGGUUACUUCAAGGCUUAUUUUUCACUGUAAUCAGAAUCUUUGAAGAAAUAUUGGUACUGAAGCCAAUUUUAUUGGCAUUUCUAUAGUCCAGGGACUUGCUAAUGGAGAUGUUAGGCGCAAUUCUUGAGCUUGGAAAAACGAUAUUGGCUCCGAUUAGUGAAUAUUACAAGUAUCACAGAAGCGUUGAUGAACAUAUGAAAAAUCUCAAGAGAAAACGAGACGAUUUAGAAUGCAAAAAGUCAGACAUUGAAUCAAAAAUGAGAGCAGAACUUCUUCCAAGAAAGAAACCAAAAAGAGAAGUUGAAUUUUGGCUCCAAAAGGUAAAAACGAUUAAUGUGGAAAUACAAAACACUGAACAAGAGGCUGAAAGAGGGAAGUAUUUCUCACGUAUGCAUGUAGGAAAAAUUGCUUGCCAGAAGAUACAAGAAGUGACAGAAUUAAUUGAUCAAAGUUGUGGUUUCGGUGAAAGUUUAGUAAUUGACCCACCUGUAAGCUAUGGAGAUGAAUUGCCAACUAGGGCAUUAGUGGGAGAGAGGACAGCUGAAAUAACAAUGGAAAAGAUUUGGAAACACUUGUUAGAUGAAGAUUGUGGAAUGAUUGGUGUUCGUGGUAUGGGAGGGGUUGGUAAAACGACUAUCAUGAAACAAAUCAAUAAUCGCCUGUUAAAAGAGAGAGACAAGUUCAAUCAUGUAAUUUGGGUUACUGUAUCAAAGGCAUUCGAUGUUAUCAAACUACAAAAUGAAAUUGCCAGCAUGUUGCAUCCAAAUCCUUUAAAGUCUGAGGAUGAAACAACAAGGGCAGGCAAGCUGUAUGCAGCAUUGAAAGAAAUGAAGAAGUGUGUGCUAAUUCUAGAUGAUUUGUGGAAUGCAUUUCCACUGGAGAAUAUAGGGAUCCCAGAGCCUACUUCAGAAAAUGGGUGCAAACUGGUAUUGACAACUCGAGAUGCUAAAGUUUGUGAUGGAAUGAAUUGUAAAACUAUUAAAGUGGAGCUUCUUUCGAUAAAAGAGUCGCAUGAUUUGUUCUUGAAAACAGUGGGCUGUGAUGUUUCAAAUAUUCCAGAAGAUGUUGUGGAAGGCGUUGUCAAACAAUGUGCUCGUUUGCCUCUUGCAAUCAUCACAAUAGCAGGAAGUUUAAAAAAUGUAGUUGAUGUUUUUGAGUGGAGGAACACAUUGAAUGAGUUGAGGAAAUCAACAAAAGGGUCGGCACAUGUAGAUGCUCCAGUAUUUAAGAGCCUUCAAUUCAGUUAUGUACGCUUAAAAGAUAAGAAACUUCAAGAUUGUCUCUUGUGUUGUGCACUAUACCCUGAAGACUAUGAGAUUUACAGAGAUGAGUUGAUAGAGCAUUUGAUUGGUGAGAAAGUAAUAGAAAGCAUGAAGAGUAGGCAAGAAGAGUUGGAUCAGGGGCAUACUUUGUUGAAUAAGCUUGAAAAUGCCUGCUUAUUAGAAGGUGGGUCUAAAUAUGUUGAAAAAAGGCGUUUUGUGAAGAUGCAUGAUCUAAUAAGAGACAUGGCCCUCCAGAUUGCAGGUGCUAAGUUCUUGGUAUUAGAAGAUGUUCCAAAUGAAGAAGAAUGGGGAAAUGAUGUUGAAAAGGUUUCUUUGAUGUGCAAACGUGGUUCAAAAUUUCCUGAUGUGUCACCAAAAUGUCCUAAGCUUUCGACCUUGCUUCUACGAGGAUAUGUAAAGAUCAUCCCGGAUUCAUUUUUUGUGCACUUGCAUGGACUCAGAGUUCUUCAUGUAGAUUGUCUUGAGUUUAAAUCUUUACCAAAUUCAGUCUCUGACUUGAAGCAUCUUACUUCAUUGAGGCUUAACAAUUAUGAUUUGAAGUGUGUGCCUUCAUUAGCAAAGCUUACAGCAUUAAGGAGUUUGGAUCUUUCGGGAGGAUCACUGGAAGAAAUGCCUCGUGAUUUGCAAAUGUUGGUCAAUUUGAGAUACCUUAAUGUUGGUAGUUUUAUAACGAAUCAAGAGAAGAUGCCACCAGGGAUUUUACCCGAACUCUGUCAACUCCAAGUCCUCAAAUUGCCUUUGUUUUGCUUAGAAGUUAAUGGAGAGGAGAUGGUAAGGUUGAAGAAAUUAGAGAGUUUUGAAGGCGCAUUUGAUGGCGUUAAAGGCUUCAAUACAUAUGUUGAAUCCUUAGAGGAGGGAGGACCUAGCCAUUACACAUAUGUCGUGAAUGAAAAAAAGCCAGCUAGCCAGCUGGGUGUUGCCGAGUUGGGCGAAAGUGUAAUUUUAAGUGACUGCAAUAUAUGUCUACUCCCAAAAGACGUUCGUGCCCUAAUAAUUUGCGAAUCUAUAAUUUAUGGUAUGAAGGUAAUUUUCGGUGAGUCUUGGAAAAAAUCUGUUUGGUUUAAAAAGGGGUGUGAAGAAAUAGAAUACAUUAAUUCUUAUUUUGAAACCUUUUCUCUUCGAAGCCUUGAGAUUCUAGAUCUCUUCGGAUUGAAUAAUUUAAAGGGACUGUUUAGAGAAGAGAGAGUCGCACCAGCACCGGUCGUCCCCCUCGGCACCUUUUCCCGCCUCAAACAAUUUUCAAUAUCUGUUUGUCGGAAUAUAAAGAAGCUCUUCACGCCCGGGUUGAUGCAAAACCUGGAAAAUAUUGAUGUUUAUAACUGUACGCAAUUAGAGGAAAUAAUAGGUGGGUCUGAAGCAUCUGAUGAAGUUGAAGAAGAAGAAGCAAAAGAAAUUGUGAAAAUAUUCCCCCGAUUGAGGAAUUUGAGAUUACAGUAUUUACCGGAGCUGAAGACCAUAUGCAGUAGCAGUAAUGUAAUACUUUGUGAUUCUCUCAAUUACAUUGAGAUCUCCGGAUGUCCGAAGCUUAAGAGAUUACCUCUUUCUCUGCACCUUAUUGAUGGAGAACUAUCUUCUCCGCCUUCUUCAUUACAAAUCAGAAUAAAGAAAGAAAGGUGGGAAUCGCUGGAAUGGGACAAUCAUGAUAUGAAGAUAGUCCUUGAACCUUUCAUUGAAUGGUCGCAGUGAAAUCUCAAGAAUCGCAUGACUCUUCCUCUGAUACGUCAUCAAGCCAAAGCCGACUCAAGAAAUAAUUGUAUGGCGCCGCAACUAGAACUUGGCUCUCAAAUGUGUUUCCGUGUAAUUCUUAGCUCUUUUGGUUCUGAUUUGCUUUUUAUUUGAACUUUGUUGUGUUAUGAUUUAUGAACAUGUGUUCUUCUCUUUGGCUGAGUGGGAUGAUCUUCUGUAAUAAAUUGAUACUCCAUGUUAAUUUGUUUAGUAAUUGUGAAAGGAUUCAAACAUUGUCUGUUUCUGCUUUA